Cyprinodon variegatus (sheepshead minnow) is the source of this 4299-nucleotide messenger RNA. RefSeq names its product AF4/FMR2 family member 3-like (gene aff3). Bases 68 to 3742 code for a protein of 1224 amino acids. Lineage: Eukaryota; Metazoa; Chordata; Actinopteri; Cyprinodontiformes; Cyprinodontidae. Gene Ontology annotation, biological process: regulation of gene expression. The transcript has 18 exons. The record is from RefSeq and is a predicted model, not a curated record. Gene Ontology annotation, cellular component: super elongation complex; nucleus.
GCCAGCUCACUGACGCGCGUCCUCCCUGAUAUGGACACCGGAGGAGGACACUGAACAUCCAAGAACCAUGCCUACUGUCCUCUGUGGCAAAGGGAAACUUUCCAUUGUCUGCUUUUUACUCCGUUACACAUAUUCUCAGGACAUGACUCAGUCCUGGCAAUCCCAGCAAGCCUUGGGGGGCGACCAAGCUCAGCGAAUCAUCUACAACUCAAAGGAUGCAAGACAUUCAGCCGUACAGCAAAGGCAAAGUCGUGGGGAUCCUCAGCAGCGAAUGGCUCGUCAUCCUUAUGUGGCACCUCAUAAAUCAAUGCUUGCUGAUGACCUGAAGGUGAGCAGUGAUGAAGAUGACAGUCAGAGGGUCAUUCAUGAGUCCGCUUCCUGGGAGCGACACAGCCUGGCGGCUCAGCGAGCAUACACACAUAGCAGGAGGGUGAGACAUUCCAGCUCAGACUCCUCCGACUCAGACUCCUCUGCAGAGUCAAGCAGAAGCAGCCUUCAUUCCCGCAGCUUGAGUCCAGAACUUCACCCAGAACCUUCGUCGCCUGCAGCCACGCAGCCACUGUGCAACAACAAAGAGAUUGAUCAUCGUUCAGCUACCCAAUGGCAAUUAGAUAAAUGGCUGGAAAGGUCAAAGAAAAGAUCUGCCAGGACUGAUCAAGAUUUCUCUCAAACUACUGAAGAACCCCAGGUUUCUCCCAUAAGCCAGAGAGCCCCAUCACCUGCCAGGUCAUGGGACAGCAAUCAGGAGUACAGCCCAAGCCAAACCCCCAUUCCAAGUCCACGGUUCAGUUACAGUCAAAAUAACAGCCCAGUUCCCAGCCCUGGUUACAGCUUCUGUCCAAGUCCCAGCCCAUUUCCCAGCACCUGUCCAAGUCCUAGCCCUAGUCCACAGCAUAGCCCACCUCCAAGUCCAGUUCAAAGUAUUUGUCCCAGUCCCUGUGGAACACCCAGAACCAGUCGAAGCCCAAGCCCUAUACCAAGACAUCCCCCAAAAAGUCCAAGUCCCAGUUUACCUGCUCCUUCGAGUUUUGACUACCUGGAAGAUCAGAGCCAAAAGCAUUCACAUCCUGUUCUAACGUCUACCCCCUACAGGACUAAAAUAAGACCAUGGAUACCUCCAUUACCUACCAGCAGUUCAAAGAGUAAGCCCACAAGUCACAAGCAUCCUGAAGCAUUGUAUCACCACAAACCUAAGAAUCACUCCACACACAGCCAAGUUCAAAGCCAAAGGAAGUCGCAGGGAUCAGUAAUUUUAAAAUCCCAACCAAAUCUCAACCAAAAACCUACACCCAAGCCUACUUCAUUUUCAAGAACUAAAGAGCUCUCUGACACUCACAAAAAUAAAAAGUCAACACUUUUAGAUCAAACCCAAAGCAGCCAAUACAAAUCCAAGCCACACCCACAAUUUCAACAGCCUUCAAGCCACAGCCCCAAAAGAUCAAAGCAUUUGGUGCCCACUGGCCGAGAAACCAGCACAGAUCCCGGUACUCAUUCCCAAUCUACCUGCAACACUACUAGCAUUUCUGUUACUAAGUCAAGCACUGGACCAUUUCCUAACCUUAUACAGUGGACAAAGCUGUGGAAGCCUGCAGAGCCAAAACUCACACAUGUAAGCCAUACCAAAACCUCUCAAAGGAAGCUCCCAUCUAAGGAACGGGAAGUGGAUCAGAGAACCUCUCAUCUCUCCCAAACAGAGGGGAGAAUACAGGAAAGAAAGGAGGAUAGACCUCACCUUGAAAAGCAACAGGGGAAAGUAGAACGAAAGGAAGACAGAAGGCUGGCGGAGGAGCAGCUACUAAGACGUCGAAUCCAAAGUUCGGCAGAGGAAGAAGAGGAAGAGGAGGACAGAGCAACAGAACACGAGGGUGUGAAAAGGGACAAAGAAAGAGGGAAACAUAGGAGGAAGGUAGAGCAUGCAAAGGAAGAAUGGAAGACAGUCAAACAACGAGUGCCUCCUAACCACAAACAACACCUCCCUCGAGAGGGUUCAGACUGUCAAGGGAGGCCAAAAAAGGGAAGGAGAUGUGACGAGGAUAGAGAAGUACCAAAAGACUUAUCACCUGUACUAUCCACACACUCCUCAACUCCCCAAAUACGAUCUUUCAAGUCCUCCUCAUCAUCAUCUUCUACAACCCCCUACAACUCGGACUCCGAAUCAGAAAGUCUUGUUUCUGUAGCUAAGGUUUCAGAUGAUUUCAAUUCUCACAGGAGAGUUCCCAAAACAGGAGACCAAGCUUCAAGCAGACCUGACACCACCAAGCCUAAGACAGUAUACCCCAGACGAGCAAGCUCAGGUAAUUCAUGCGAGGGGCAGCAAAGUGAGGCAAAGCAAAGGCUCUACACACUUGUCCCAUUUGGGCGAGGGGAAAAAACACCUUCCACUGCCCAGCGGGGGCUAAGAAAUCUGGUGGUGCAGAUAGACCUCUGUCUUCUCAAGAGAGUACCAGAAAGCCCUACAAACCCGAACCCUAAAAAAUCCUCCCCUUCCAUAUCUGCUCCAUCGAAUAAGGAAAAGCCUAAAGAGAGUAUGAAACACAUUUAUGAUCAUGAGACUUCCACCAAAGACUGCAAGAGGAAACGUAAGCUGGACAAUGGCAUAACACAGAAAGAAACCAAGAGGAGUCUUCUUUAUCCAAGCGAGGCCCCAGGGCAGAAAGAACCUUCAUCAUUAGCAACUGAGAACAUCGUCACCGAGACAGUACACAAUGGAUAUCUGGAGGAGUACUUGGACAACAAGAGGCCAGUUUCCCCCUUGUCUCCUUUGUCUCCACUGCCCCAAAGUCCUGAACCCGCCAAGCCUCCAGCCAAAGCAAAGACAACGACUGAGCAGCAGCAGUCACGCUCACAGAAGACCAAAGACAAGAACAGAGAUGUAGCUGUAAAGCCUAAGAUGGAGGUGGAGAGUGUAAAAGUAUCAAGGCAGCCUCAGCCGCAGGCACCAUCAGAGUCCACCUGGGGACCCACUGGUCACAGAGGGACUGUACCAAACAAAGAAAUUUCCCACCAUGCUGAAUACUACUUACAUGAAGCUAAACGGAUGAAGCAUCGUGCUGAUGCAAUGGUGGACAAGUUGGGAAAAGCAGUCAACUACAUUGAUGCCGCUCUUUCCUUUAUGGAAUGUGGGAAGGCGAUGGAGGAAGGGCCACUUGAGGCAAAGUCUCCUUUCACCAUGUAUUCCGAGACAGUUGAGUUGAUCAGGUACGCUAUGAGGCUAAAGAGUCACUCUGGCCCUGGAGCAAGACAGGAAGACAAACAGCUGGCUGUCUUGUGCUUUCGAUGCCUUGCCCUCCUUUACUGGCAGAUGUUCCGCUUAAAAAAAGAUCAUGCACUAAAGUACUCUAAAGUGCUGCUAGACUAUUUCAAGAGUUCUCCCAAAGUGCCUACAACGCCACCUGGAUGGAUGGACUCUGGGAAGGCUACAACAGGACUCUUGUCCUCACAAUCACCCCCUGCAAAACACCACAGACGGGGUUCAACUGCAGGCAGCAGCACUGCAUCCCUUAUAAGCAUCCCCCAACGUAUCCACCAGAUGGCAGCAAACCACCUGAACAUCACCAACAGUGUCCUGUACAGCUAUGAGUACUGGGAAGUGGCAGACAACCUUGCAAUGGAGAAUAAAGAAUUCUUCAACUACUUGAAUACUUUAUCUGGGCCAUUGACUCUUCACAGUAGCAUUGCUCAUGCUGUCCAAUACACCAGGCAGGCUCUUCAGUGGAUACGCAUUAGUGCCAAACUGAACUGACUGUGGCAGAAAGGAUUUCUGCUUAAUUCGCCAAGCUGCUCCUCCAGCUUAAUUUUGCUGUAAAAGAGUAUAAACCCUGCAGAUCUCCAAACAGCUGUGAGGACAGCGUCGAUGUCCAGUGGACUGAUGAAAAUGGACUUUCGUAAAAUGCCAUCGAGCCACAGAUUGUUCUUGUUCUGCUCCGGGACACCAGCAUUAUGUGUGCAUAGCCAUCUGAAGGACCAGGGUUUUUUUUUCUGUCUUUGGAUUAUUCUGAAAAGUUGUGUGUUCUGCCGUUAAGAUCUCUAAAAUUUUGCCAAAUGUUCCCUGAAGGAGAAAUGAGUGAAACUUUGUGUUCUAGUCUUUGUUGUUGUUCAGCAAAGAUUUUCUCUGCGUGCAAAAUGAGGAAAUGGUUGAAAACAACAAAGACUGAUGAUCAUGUAUCACUCUGAAGUAGGGGAAACUAUUUUUCUUCAAAGUAUCUCAUAUUUUUACUUUUUAUGUUUUUUUUUCUGAUUGUUUUUUUACUGUGCAAUAUUUGAUCAUUCAUAUUUGUAAGAAAAAAUAAACUGGGUAUG